UAUAUAACCGAAAUCGAACAUGGAAAGAAAAAAAAAAAAAAAAAAGGAAAAGGAAAAUUAGUUCUCUGAAUCCAAAAGAACGCAUAAAAUCUCCAAUUUUCGUAUUUCGCUCGCGCAUUUGAAUUCGAAAGACUGUUGUUCAUCCUUAAUUUCGGCUUGUUCUUUCCCAUUUCGACGUAAUCUGUGAAUUUUUCUGGACAGAACUAUUGGUUUUCGGUGCUGAAUCCUUUGGUGUAAAUUGGGAAACAAAAAUCUCGAAUUCGAGGAUAAAUGGCGACACAUUUUGAACGGUGGGAGAAAGAUCCUUUCUUUCCUGCCGCCGAAGAGGUUCAGCAAUCCGCCGACAGGAUGGAAUCCACUUAUAGAAAAUGGGUUAUUUCCAAGAAGGAGAAAUCCACCAUUUGGAACUCUGAUGAUAUUCGUCGAGAUUUACGGACUGCUCUUGGCACUGCUAAAUGGCAGUUGGAUGACUUUGAGAGGGCUGUUAAUUCAAGCUACACUAAUAAUAAUCCAGCGGAUUCUGCAAAAGAUAGGCAUCGUGAGUUUGCUGUUGCUAUUAACAGUCAGAUUAAGAAAGUUGAGGGAUCUUUAAAUGAACCAGCCGUUUCUCAGGGCAAGCCGCCAUUGCCAUGGGUCUUGUUAGACGAGAGAGAGUGCAAUGAGCUUGCAGUGUUCCUAUCAGGACCAUCCACAUCGUCUGCUGUUCGAAGAGUUCCUGGUAAAGAGCAGCAGACAGUGAGUUGUGAGGUAGCUGAUAGAGAGUUGAUGCCCGAGUGUUCGAAUAUGUCCAAUUCUCUAGAGCAGGGUCGAGUGGAGGCUAAGGAGGAGAAGUGUUCAGGGCACCGUAGGACGGCUAGUGCCAAUGCUGACAUGGGUACAUUGAAGAUUGCAGUCGCGACUGAUGUCCCCAAUAGACGACCUGAAUCUCCCAUGCGAAAGAUUCCUAGCUUUUCAGGAUUUUUGAAUGGCAUGGAGUUUGCAAACCACUUGAAGUUCUCAAGGAAUGGUUACAGAAAGUUGAAGGCCUCUGAUCACAACAAAGUAGGCUGUGCUUCAUUCCCGCAUAUUCAGCAGUUGAGUAGGGUGAAUAUUUUCUUCUUGCAGAUGUUUAGUCAUUCCUGGAUGGCUACCGAUAUGGACAUUACCAAAUGCCAUGAAAAGAGUAAGAGUUGCACCGAUGGCUCUGAUAAAUGUUAUGGCAAGCGACUGUAUGGUCUGUACGGAGCCAUUCAAAGACAGCUUCAGAGGUCUCAAUAUUACAUGCAAUAUAGUCGCUCCGUUCGAGUUGUUUUCUCAGCCAUUGUCCUCCUUUGUUUGAUUGUUUUAGUGGUGCUGCAGACCAUGCGAGGAGCAACGAGUCCUCUGCUACAAUAGACAGCGGUGUGUCAAAAAGGCUGAUUCAAGUGUAGGUGUAGUUUGAUCUCGGAAUUUGAUGCCAGUGUUUGGUAUUGCACCAAAAUUGGUGCAGAGAAACCUUAUCAUCAUUAGCAACUAACGUUAUUGUUCUUGUUGGUUGCCCAGUCUUGUUGUCAUUGUAUGUCUCCUGUGGAUGACAGGUGACCUCAGCCAUACUUGCAUCCCACAGAAUGAAAGAAUUAGGCUUUUGCCACUGGUUUUUGUGUAGUCAUUAGCUUUUAUUCUUUUUUGCCCACAAAAGGGAUCUACACCUUGGUCCGAUAGGAUAGUGAAAAAGUGA
Messenger RNA from Ipomoea nil (Japanese morning glory), 1696 nucleotides. RefSeq lists its product as uncharacterized. The record is from RefSeq and is a predicted model, not a curated record. NCBI's taxonomy places the organism in Eukaryota, Viridiplantae, Streptophyta, Magnoliopsida, Solanales, Convolvulaceae. The transcript is spliced from 5 exons. Gene Ontology annotation, cellular component: membrane. Bases 271 to 1374 code for a protein of 367 amino acids. Gene Ontology annotation, biological process: Golgi vesicle transport.